Molecule: messenger RNA, 4175 nt
Organism: Grammomys surdaster
Lineage: Eukaryota; Metazoa; Chordata; Mammalia; Rodentia; Muridae
Gene: Slc35e1
Product: solute carrier family 35 member E1
Exons: 6
Coding region: 1-1230 (409 amino acids)
Cellular component (GO): Golgi apparatus
Molecular function (GO): antiporter activity
Source: RefSeq, a predicted model, not a curated record
AUGGCGGCGGCGGCGGCAGCCCCGGGUCCCGGCGCAGGCGCGGGGGUCCCGGGCGCGGGUGGCGGCGGGGCGCGCGAGGGCGCGCGGGUGGCGGCGCUGUGUCUACUAUGGUACGCGCUGAGCGCGGGCGGUAACGUGGUCAAUAAGGUGAUUCUGAGCGCCUUCCCGUUCCCGGUCACCGUGUCGCUGUGCCACAUCCUAGCGCUGUGCGCGGGGCUGCCGCCACUGCUGCGCGCCUGGCGCGUGCCGCCCGCGCCGCCCGUGUCGGGCCCCGGACCCGGCCCGCAUCCGGCGUCUGGCCCGCUGCUGCCGCCGCGCUUCUAUCCGCGUUACGUGCUGCCGCUUGCCUUUGGCAAGUACUUCGCGUCGGUGUCGGCGCACGUCAGCAUCUGGAAGGUGCCGGUCUCCUAUGCGCACACCGUCAAGGCCACGAUGCCCAUCUGGGUGGUCCUCCUGUCCCGGAUCAUCAUGAAGGAGAAACAGAGCACCAAGGUAUACCUGUCACUGGUCCCCAUCAUCAGCGGAGUCUUGCUAGCCACUGUCACAGAGCUGUCCUUCGACGUGUGGGGGCUGGUCAGCGCCCUGGCAGCCACGCUGUGCUUCUCUCUUCAGAACAUCUUCUCCAAAAAGGUGUUGAGGGACUCCAGGAUCCACCACCUGCGGCUGCUCAAUAUCCUGGGCUGCCACGCCGUGUUCUUCAUGAUCCCCACAUGGGUUCUGGUGGACCUCUCCACCUUCCUGGUCAGCAGUGACCUGGCCUAUGUGUCUCAGUGGCCCUGGACGCUGCUGCUCUUGGCAGUUAGUGGCUUCUGCAACUUCGCACAGAAUGUUAUCGCCUUCAGCAUUCUCAACCUCAUCAGCCCACUUAGCUACUCAGUGGCCAACGCCACCAAGAGGAUCAUGGUCAUCACUGUGUCCCUCGUCAUGCUGCGCAACCCAGUGACCAGCACCAAUGUGCUGGGCAUGAUGACUGCCAUUCUGGGUGUCUUCCUGUACAACAAGACCAAGUAUGAUGCGAACCAGCAGGCCCGGCGCCAUCUCCUUCCCAUCUCCACAUCAGACCUGAGCAGCAGAGAGCACUUGCGGAGCCCAAUGGAAAAGCCCCACAAUGGUGCACUGUUCCCCCAGCAGGGUGACUUCCAGUACCGCAAUAUCCUCCUCACAGACCACUUCCAAUAUGGCCGCCAGGGCCACCCAAACUCCUAUGCUCUCAGCCGACAUGAUGUGUAGGCCAGGUCAGGCCUUCUGCACCCCCUUCUUGAGCCCAGCAGCUUCAGAAUAUUCUGGCAGCCUGACUGAGCAUAUGAUACAUGGCAGGCCAUCAAGGGAGCUCUGGGUCCUGGUCCCUGAUGGGCUGCAGGGUGUGACCAGAGCAUCGACAGCCACAAGCCUGGGGCAGAAAAAGAGCCAGAGAGAGACCUUGAUGUGCGCAGGGUGGCCCCUGGCAUAUUGCAGAGGUCUGGUCUGAACUUCUGGUGAAGUGACUCUGGAAGAAGUGGCAUCUCUGUGACUGCAAUCCUGGAAGCCAACAGGAGGUGGCAUCUGGGGCAUCAUAUAGCCCAGAGGGAUGGAGGGCUGACAUGGGUGGCAUUACUGUCCCCACCAAUGCUAUAGAGUUCCAGAAUGCCCCAAGGCAGUUGGCCACUUGCAGCUAGUGCUGCCCAGGGGCAGACCUACAGUGACCAUCAGCCCAUCAGCUGUGUCCCUCCUCUGCCAUGUGGGUGCCAAAGCAGGACAUAGCCCUUGGCCUGGGGGGCCCUUAGACUCUAGAGGAGCAGCUUGGCUGCUCCCCACCCUUCUGAUGGCACAGAAGGCCAGGUGGUGGCGAUGGCAGUUUCCUCAGAACCUAAGUUUCUCUGGGGAGCAUCCAUCGGCCAUGGGAGCUUUGGUGCCUGGGUCCCAUCAUGCACUACACAAUGGCUAGUCAGCAGGUGGAAACCAUCUUGUCUCACUUCAAAAUAUGGGAUGUUUGUUGCUGGAGCCAGUCCCUCCCAGCUCAGUGGUAGCAGGCAAUGCCUAAGGGUACUGAAGCUGCAGCCAAAGGAGUAGGAGGAGGUAUUCACACUCCAAGUACAGUGUUGCUUGUUAGUGAGGAGACCAUGUGUGUGUCAGGAUUUGAACUGUGUCCCAGUAAAUGGGACACUAGGCAGGUCUUGGUCUUUUAGUUAGGAAUCACUUUGAGGCUGGGUUGGUAGAGUGCCUGCCUAGCAUGCGUGCAGCCUUAGCUUCUGUCCACAGAAUGUCACAUGGUGGUACAGGCCUGCCUUCCCAGCACUCUGGAAGCAUAUUUAGGAGGAUCUGGAGGACAAGGUCCUCACCUACAUAGUAGGUUCCAACCAGCCUGGGCUACAAUGAGAGGCUUUCUCAGGAAAAUGACCAGUUUAGGGACCUGCCCUAGUGGCACACAUCUAGGGGCUGAGGCAGGAAGAUGGCCAUGAGUUUGAAGUCAGUCUGGGCUACAUAAUGAGGCUCUCUCUGAUAAACAAAGUUUAGGGGCUCAUCCUGGUGGCCCAUACUUAUGGUCUUAGGUACUCAUUAGGUACCCCGUUGGUAAGCAUAAGUGUGAGUUUUAUUGUGGGCACAGCAGGUGAAUGGUAGGAAAGGACACCAAGCUAAGCUCGGGGUAUAAGUGGGUCUCAGAAUAUAGACCAGGCUGGACUUAAACUCAUGGGCUAUACCUGUCUCUGCCUCCUGAGUGCUUGGAUUCUUUAAAAGCAUGGGCACCAUAGCCAGAUGGAGUCAUCCUCACUAAGCCUCCCAGGCUGACCUUUAACUCUGAGCAUUUGUGUCUCCUCCAUCAUUAAAAACUGAGCUCACAGGUAUGUCAUGGCACCCCAGUCCCUAACUCCUGAUUCGUUGGGUCCCUCUGCUUUUGAUUACUUGGAGUUUUGUAUUGAAGGUUAGUUUAUUACUUAGCCUCUUGCUUGCCUAAGAUGUUGCAACCCCAGCCUCUGGAUAGUGUCAUCUGCCUUGCUUACUGGUUUGUACCUUGGUAAGGUCUUCUGUUGGGUUUUCCUCACUGGGGAAGACUGGCCUGAGACACUUGGCACUGCGGAGGGCUCUAUGGGUGACUCUGACUCAGCUCUGGACUCAGAAUGAAUUAUGUCUUUUUGGAUUACCAAGAUGUUCCUGUAAUUUGUGUAUUGAUGUUUUUCCUUUUCUAGGGAGCAAAAAGGCCCAUCUCACUUUUCUUAACGGUUUAUGAAUUAAUGAAUGGGAUACUUAGUUUUGUUCCAAGGCUCACAGCAAGUUUGAACACUGGAAUAUUGGAUGAGAUAGUCAGAGUAGACCAGAUUCUCGGAUCAAAAGACAAACAGUUGGGGCUGCAGCUCUGGCUACAGAGCUCACCUCCAUGCAUGAAGUCCUGGCCACUCUCAGCACCACAUACAGUGUGGCAGUGCACAUCUGUUGCCCCAGUACUCAGGAGGCUGAGGCAGUUAGGAUCAGGACUUCAGUGUAAUAUCUGGCUACAUUGUGAAUUGGAAGUCAGCCUGGGCUAUAUGAGAGAACAAACAAAGCAGACUUGAUCCACAAUUUACCUCUGUCCAGUCAAAGUCAAGUUAGCCCUACUCCCGUGUCUUACUCCCACUACAUUCAUCCUCCCUCUGCAGGUCUGACCUAAUCCACCUGUUAGUGUUCAUAUGAGGAUUUUGUUGCUGCCCCACAUAUCCUUUGAAGUGGCUUAGCCAACACACAGAUCCUGAUCUAACCAGCUCCUUCAUUUUACAGAAGGGGAAACUGAGGCUUAAAGUUGUGAAUGUCUAUCCACUAUUAGAGCACUUGGAGCUUUUAGUUAUUUAUUUCUUUGAGAUGGUAUCUGCCUAUUUAGCUCAGGCUGGCCACAGAAUAGAAGGCACUCCUCCAGCCUUAGCCUAUGUGCCUGGAGGAUCUGCCAUACUCAGCACCUUACUUUGUCAUUUAUUCUAGGGAAACCCUUGACUGAGGAUAGGAGCCAGAUAAAUUGAGGCAGGAAAGCACUUGAAACUUGAUCUGUGUAUUGGGAGGACUCUGAGCAGUGGGCUCUUCAUGGCCAGACCCCAAGCCCCAAAUCCUCAGGUCUGAAACAGGAAACUUUGCUUUCCAUUUUCGUCAUCUUGAGGCUCCUGUGUCAAACUCUCCUAUGGGAGUAGCUAUGUUCCUGGUUGCCAUUUACCAAAAAUAAAUGAUGGUCUCCA